AGUCGCGCGCGCAGUCACCGAACACGGGCGGCACCGCACUGCAGCGCGUGUAUGUGCGUACAUUGCACGUACCGUCCGACACGUACAUUGCGUAUCGCGCGCCCGGUGCGGCCGACGGAGACACGGAGGGACAGCGGAGAACGACGACGGCGCGGCCGCUCACCCGUCGCUAUCAGCAGCACCACAGUCGCCGUACGCCCCGCGGACGGGACGACCGCACCGCCGAGACGCCGCCGGAGGAAAAGCGCACAAGGUAAUCGUAACGUUAUUCCACGACUCGUACACACGUCCGCCGUUUCCGGGGCGUCCCCAACCCCCGCCCCACGUGUGUGCGCGCGCGCCCGCGUUCACCACACCCCGCAGGGCCACAACCCCGCCCCUCCACCCCGAUAUGAACUCUUCUCCGGCGGUGCAGCAGCAGGCUCACCACCACCGUCAGCAACAGCAGCAGCAGCAACAGCAGCAGCAGCAGCAACAGCACCAGCAGCAGCCUCAACCAUCCGUCAACAUCAACAACAAUAACAACAACAACAACAACAACAUCAUCAUCGGCAACAAUAAUAAGGACGAGAUGGCCAUGGGACAGUUGUUACAGCGAUCCCUGCAGAACGUCGCGCUCUCGCUGCAGACCACGUUCGUUUCGUCCCUGCAACAGGCCGCCUUACUGCCACCCGACUCGCCCGUAGCCGCGGCGCUCAACCUGCAAGCCCUCGAGUCGUACAUCACGUUGCAACGGCUGACCGCCGUGCCCCGUCAACCGGCCGCUAGCGGUGGAGUGGUGGUCGUGCAACAAGUGUUGAGCGACGACGACAAUGAUGAUGACGACGACCCGUCGCCGACGGACGACCGCGACCGGCACAAACCGUUACCGCCGGCAAGGGACCCUAAAGCCACGGCCGCUAUCGUUGUCACAGCCGCGGCGGGCAGGGGAGGCUGUCGUCUGCCGGCUUUCGCAAAAGAGUUGUCCGGCCUGUCGCCGCGAGCCAAUCGGUUGUCCGCGUCGCUGACCGCGGCCGCCGUAACCUCGACCGCCGCCGUGGCCGCCACGGUCGCGGCCACCACCACCACGGUCAUCGACGACGAACCGUCCGCGGCGGACGAGCCGGUGUGCAGCGCGCGGCACCAACCCGACAACGCGGCGCCCAACCCCAGGCCCAAGAAACAGUUCAUCUGCCGGUUCUGCAACAGGCACUUCACCAAGUCGUACAACCUGCUCAUACACGAGCGCACCCACACGGACGAACGGCCGUACUCGUGCGACAUUUGCAAGAAGGCGUUCAGGAGACAGGACCACCUCAGGGACCACAGGUACAUACACUCCAAGGAAAAACCGUUCAAGUGCCUGGAAUGCGGCAAAGGGUUCUGCCAGUCGCGCACGUUGGCCGUGCACAAGAUUCUGCACUUGGAGGAGUCGCCGCAUAAGUGUCCCGUGUGCAGCCGCAGCUUCAACCAGCGGUCAAACCUGAAAACGCACCUGCUGACGCACACUGACAUCAAACCGUACAACUGUCCCACGUGCAGCAAAGUUUUCCGCCGCAACUGCGACCUGCGUCGGCACAGCCUCACGCACAACCUGGCGUCCGCGUCCCUGUCGUACGUGACGACCGCCGCCGCCGCGGGACAGCAACCAGCCGCGUCCCUGCGCGAUGUCGACGACUGCAGCGCGUCUAACGCUGAUCUCAUUUGAAUAGUGAAAAAAAAACAAAAAACUGAACGGGUCGAAAAAACGCUCUCUCUCGUCGAGGUUGUCGAAAACGAAAUAUGACUUCCAAAAAAAAAAAUUUUUUUAAAUGCGAAUCCCGUAGCCGGAUGAAACCGCGAACCGGAACCAUCAUGUACCUCGCGUGGUCCAAACGACGGUCACGGGAAAUCGGACCGCGACGUGCUCGCAGGGCCACUGCCGUUCGUAAAUAAAUUUACUGUCACGCGCUAGAAACAGAGCUGUUAUUCUCUUCGAAACGCGUAUGUUUUUAUUUUUAUGUGUAAUCAUCGUCUUCCUGUAAAUUAAACGUUUAUAUUUCUGUUCACGGCGCAGCUUAACUUUGUUGCGCUCGCGUCCAGCACGACCAACCCGACAACGUUGUACGUACGGGGUGAUUUUCAUCUUGUCGUUAUAUCAACGCGACUCGUCGUCGGGGGGGGGGGAACUCCUAUAUAACGCUAGCUCAUAAGUUGUAAACAUCUAAUAAAUCGCUUUGUGUACUGAUCA
Molecule: messenger RNA, 2209 nt
Organism: Sipha flava (yellow sugarcane aphid)
Lineage: Eukaryota; Metazoa; Arthropoda; Insecta; Hemiptera; Aphididae
Product: zinc finger protein 358-like
Exons: 2
Coding region: 392-1687 (431 amino acids)
Biological process (GO): embryonic hindgut morphogenesis; embryo development; embryonic pattern specification
Cellular component (GO): nucleus
Molecular function (GO): RNA polymerase II transcription regulatory region sequence-specific DNA binding; DNA-binding transcription factor activity, RNA polymerase II-specific
Source: RefSeq, a predicted model, not a curated record